AUGGCAGCAAACGAUGACUCAAAGAUUUCUGUAAGAUUCAACUUAAGGCUGUGAUUAACACAAGUCAAAUUAUUCAUGGAGAUUGUUUACGGCAAUUUUUGAAUAUGUAUUUGACUGACUUUGUGGAUAGAUUUAAACGCAGUCAAGUUGUAACAGCAGUUGGUUAGCAUUGCUAGCUAGCUUGGAGUUUAUUCAAUCGGUCAUUUGGCCAGAAAGUGCCUUUUUGGCGAUGUUGUAGUUAUCUUUUAAGUGGGAGAUAAAUUCUGAAAUGUUUCCUUGUGCUAUCUUUACAUUAUUGUUGAGAUUUGGCUGUAUCGACCAUAUGACAAAAUCAGCGUUGUUUGUUAUUGAAAGUUAGCAGUGGGACUGCUAGCAUGCUAAGGAAAUUAUCAUUUAUCAAAGCACUGUGUCUUAAAACUGUACCAGUUUAGCACUUUGGUAUCAACAGUUUAAUUUCCAUAAUGUAUUUUUGAUAAUAUUGCAGUUCUCCACUGAAUGUGUGGACGAUAUUGAUGGAUUUCAAGGCGUUAUCGUGUAUGAUGACCUAACGUUCCUCUUGUCUCCUCCUCAAGUAAGACUUAUAAAAUUUGAUGAAAGCAAAUCUUCAAAAUAAAAGGAAAUAUGAUGUCUGUAAUCAAUUACCUGGGCAGGUUCACUGUUAAUGUUUGCUCUUACUUAUGGACAGGAGGCUGAAGAGGGGUAUGCUUCUGGUGAGGAACAGGACCACAACAGGUACGUCAAGGAAAACUUGAAGGUGGUUACUCAACCUUAAAGUACUCUGGUGAUGUUGGACAUCAAGUGCACAUUUCUAUCUUCAACUGGAUAUCUUCAAAAUUUUAACCUAUUUCAUACGUGUCCAUUUGUAAACUGUUGUUGUGUAGCUCUGUGCAGACCUUCAACUGUGCCAACGAUGAGCAUGAGGAGACUGACAGUCAAUCAUCUGCCAGGUAAAAAAAAAUAGCUUUUAAGUUAUGACUCACUCAAAAGCUCAUCAUUAAAUGAUCAUUUUACUGCUUUUGGCAAAUUUUGGUAGUUACCCCUGCUGAUGGUGUGAGGACUCAGUCACCAGUGGUUCAUUAAAGAAACUGAGAAACUGUGAUGGUUUUGGUGCUCCAAGUGAAUCAUUGCCUUUCUCCCAUACCUGUGUGAAUUUAUUUAAAGGUUUACAACAUAACCAAUAAACUGUAAAAAGUAAACCAAAAGGAUUUGGGGGACAGAGUGUUUAAUAAUUUUAACCUUAUUUCGUAUCUAUCUCGCAGCACUAUGAGUAACCUACAUAACUGUUCUCCCUGUAACUACAAAAUAUGUGAUAAAAUCAUUCCACUUUUCUUUGUUUCCUUACAGCUCUGAGAAGGACGAAAGUCAAAGAGGAGAAUGAGGGGGAAGAAGAGGAGAACAGCCAUUUAAAGAUAUGCUUCACCUGCUCCUCUUAG
Messenger RNA from Xyrichtys novacula (pearly razorfish), 1433 nucleotides. Lineage: Eukaryota; Metazoa; Chordata; Actinopteri; Labriformes; Labridae. The record is from the annotation of a GenBank genome assembly.